GGACCGCGCCCGCCCCGCGCCCCGCCUCGCCGCUGCUGGCCGGCGCCCCGCUGGCCGCCCGGCAGCGCCGUGCAUGUGCGGCAACAACAUGUCGGCGCCGCUGCCCGCCAUCGUCCCGGCCGCCAGGAAGGCGACGGCCGCCGUGAUUUUUCUUCACGGACUGGGGGAUACCGGGCAUGGGUGGUCAGAAGCACUUGCAGGUAUCAAAAGCCCCCAUGUAAAAUACAUUUGCCCACAUGCGCCAGUUAUGCCAGUUUCUUUAAACAUGAACAUGGCUAUGCCAUCGUGGUUUGAUAUCAUUGGACUUUCUCCAGAUUCACAAGAAGAUGAAGCUGGGAUCAAGCAGGCAGCAGAGAAUGUUAAAGCACUGAUAGAUCAAGAAGUAAAAAAUGGGAUUCCUUCUAAUCGAAUUAUUCUGGGAGGCUUUUCUCAGGGAGGUGCUUUAUCAUUGUACACAGCUCUUACAACACAACAAAAAUUAGCAGGUGUCGUAGCCCUCAGCUGUUGGCUUCCUCUACGAACUUCCUUUGUUCAGGGUGCUAUCAGUGGUGUCAACAAGGAGAUUCCUGUACUUCAGUGCCAUGGGGACUGUGACCCACUUGUUCCUUUAAUGUUUGGUUCUCUUACUGUUGAGAAGCUAAAGAGUAUGAUAAAUCCAGCCAAUGUAACCUUCAGGACUUACUCUGGCAUGAUGCAUAGCUCAUGUAUUGAGGAGAUGAUGGAUGUAAAACAGUUCAUAGACAAACAUCUACCUCCCGUAGACUGAAAUGAUACGUGAGAAGCCUUCUACAUAAAAUACACCAGCAUCAACUGUGGUAGAGCGUUAAUCUUUUCACAUGCCUGAUUUGAAGCAUUACUUCUGUACCUACAGUGUUACUACUGUGUUGCAAAUUUAUACUUAGGACAAGGAUUAAAUAAUUCACACGUGUGAGAAUUGAUAAUCUUUUUAGUAUUGAUCAUCCACUGAUGAAAUUGUAAGAAUGAGGCAGCUUGGUAACAACGACAGAAUGUAAACUGAGCAUACUAUUUUAAGACAUGUCUGACUUCCGAUUGAAAAAUUUUGAACUGUUUGUACAAGUAAUUAAAGAUGAAAUUUAAGUGAACAACAUAAACGUGACCAGUUUAGUAUGUUUGAGACAUGUUUGUUCUUAAUACUCUUUGAAAAUAAAUUAAAACAUUUUCUUUAUGUAAUGGAUGCAUAAAGUACACAACAAAUGUUGUAUGAAAGUAUGUAACAGUGGGCAUAUGGUGGUAGAAUAAAUGUUACUGAGGACAAAGCUUUAAAUGUUAAGCAUGAAUUCUUACUCCAGAUAGAAGGGUUGUUCUCCUAGAAAGACUGUUAGUCAGUAGAGGCAUAUCCUGUAUUUAAAACACCACAAUUUUUAACUUUACAUACAAGUAUAUACUGAUAAUUAUAUCAUUACAAAGGGACUCAGUACUUGUUCCACCAUCAUUCAUUGCUGUCUUGUUGCCAGUUGUUUUAGAUUACUAUAAAAUUACAUCAAAUACUGACUUGGAACAGAAUUCUGAAGAAGUACAUAAGGUUAAUAUGAGUUUCAUUUAAAAAUUCACAUUUUCAUAUUGAAUAUGCAUCUUAUGCUUUAAUCAUUGUAGCUUUCAUUUAUGUAGAAAUGUACGUGAUGUAUUUUACAUGAGCGAUUCCAGUAUACAGUUCUGAUUCUUCUGUCUGCUUUGGAGUAACUAAAUGAAAACAAUGCAGCCACGUAGUUUUUAGUUUUGUAUAUUGUUGAAAUCUCAUUUGUAACAUAGACAUUGACUAGUUUAGAUUCUCUUUUGUGGAACUACAAGUGGAGUUGGGAUAAGUAUAAAUUGUUAUUGUCUGAUA
Molecule: messenger RNA, 1846 nt
Organism: Oxyura jamaicensis (ruddy duck)
Lineage: Eukaryota; Metazoa; Chordata; Aves; Anseriformes; Anatidae
Gene: LYPLA1
Product: lysophospholipase 1
Exons: 9
Coding region: 74-766 (230 amino acids)
Biological process (GO): protein depalmitoylation
Cellular component (GO): cytoplasm
Molecular function (GO): carboxylic ester hydrolase activity; palmitoyl-(protein) hydrolase activity
Source: RefSeq, a predicted model, not a curated record